UCACGGGUUGACUUCAGUCAAAAAGUUGAAGCCGAGAGAGAAGCCUCCUCUGAGAUCAUCAUGGCGUGUUCUUGCUUGACCACCGUGUUGCUAAUUGUGUGCGCUGUCAGCGGCCUUCGGGCUCAGUUGUUCUUUGGCGACGAGCGUGUCGUAUUUGAAAACGCCAACGGCCCCCUGCAGCAGCUGGCGGCGCGCGUGGACAAGCUGGAGAAGGAUGCGGCCGAAGCAGCCAAGGCGCCGGUGUCCUUUGCGGCGGCGCUGGUCACCACGUCGGACUGGACCCACAUGGGCCCCUUCAAUACGGACGUCACCCUGAUUUUCAAGCGAGUCAUCCACAACGUGGGGAACGCCUACGACGCCAACACAGGGAUCUUCACGGCCCCGGUCAAAGGGCUCUACUUCAUCAUGUUGAACGGCAACGUGGGCAACUCAGGGGACUUGAACGCGGCCGUGAUAAAGAACGGCGUCAACAUGUUCGCCAUCUACGACACGCAGGGUACCUUCAGCAGCGCCACCAACGGGAUGCCGCUGGUACUGGAGCAGGGAGACAAAGUCUGGGUCACCUUGUGGCCCAACAAGAGCAUUUUUGAUCAGAGCCGACUGACAACCUUCAGCGGCUUCCUUAUCAAAAGCAUGUGAACGCCGCGUCGGCUCGCAGAAACACACAAAUAAAAAAAGAUGCAUCAAACAA
Messenger RNA from Syngnathus typhle (broad-nosed pipefish), 691 nucleotides. RefSeq names its product complement C1q tumor necrosis factor-related protein 3-like. NCBI's taxonomy places the organism in Eukaryota, Metazoa, Chordata, Actinopteri, Syngnathiformes, Syngnathidae. The record is from RefSeq and is a predicted model, not a curated record. The transcript is spliced from 3 exons. Gene Ontology annotation, molecular function: protein binding. The coding region runs from base 61 to 639 and encodes 192 amino acids.